AUGAUGAAGGAGUUUCUCCGAUAUACACUACUAGGCCUCCUAGCUCAGAGCUCUCACGGCUUUCUAGCACCUAGGUCCGAGCAGCAAGCCAAAUAUCGCAUCCCAAGCAACAAAACCAGUAUAAUUCCUCACAGCUACAUAGUCCGCCUCCAUGACAAUCACACCAUCGAGGAUCAUUAUGCCAACAUCGGUGUCAACAUCAGCGAUGUGGCAUCAGAAUUCAACUACCUGGCUCCUUUGGAUCUCUAUUACUUCCAGCUUGAGGCACAGAACUCAACUCUGAUACAUGAACUCAUCCGACGAGAUCCCGGUAUCAAACGAGUAGGGCACGAUUAUUAUGGGGAGACCGAAAUAGAUCCCAUUCAUCACAAUCCCGAUGGCUCUGACCACGGUGGUUCAAGUUCCAAGCAACCUGUCGAUACCCCUGCAGUAAGUAAGAGGUGGGACGAGAUGUUUUUCAACGCUCAAUGGCACCUAGCAAUGAUUGGAUUGUGGAACAAGAUAAGGCUGAAAGGGGAUACAGUAUACCCACAUGCUGACUUUAGAAUCCCGUGGUUAGAAGAUGCUGGAAAAGGUGUCAACAUCUACAUUUUCGACUCUGGCAUUCGGCUUAGACUGUCUGCUUUUGGCAGUCAAGACGGCAAAAUGUGGAAUCUUAACAGCUUAAAAGAGGAAGACAAAGCCCCUUACUGCGACAACGAGACAAUGAGAGAUACAGAAGGGCAUGGUACCAAAGUAGCAGUCGUCGCCGCUGGAUACAACAAUGGAAUGUUGAGCCCCGCGUGGAGGGCUAACCUCGUGUCUGUGAAAGUGAAGUGUAAGCCGAACGGCGGAGGACGGCUUUCCCAAAUCCUUCGAGCCGUUAGUGAUGUUAUCUCAGAGCACAAGAAAUAUUGGGGGAGCCCGCCCGACGGCUGGAGAGGCUCUGUGAUCAAUGUCUCGAUGGGAUUUCCGAAGCACGCAACAGAUCCCGACUUCCAGUACGCCUGGGACGCAGCAAGGGCAGCCGGUAUUCCAAUAGCAGCAGCAGCAGGCAACACUGGAGAGAAUUGGCUACACGCCCCGGCCAGAUUCAAGUCUACAUACAGCGUGGGCGCCAUUGACGCGCGCUAUCAGCGAUGGGAACAAUCCCAUUAUCAUCGCAAACUCAACGUUUUCGCACCGGGAGUUCGUGUGCCCACUGCAGAUCAUAUAACAGGAAAGCCGAUAACAGGAGAUGGGACUAGUCUGGCAUCUCCACUGGUUGCUGGAGUUAUGGCUAUGAUGGUUGGGUAUGAAGGUGCGUGGAACAUACCUGAUGGUAAGAAUAUCUAUGCCAGGUUAGAUGCCAACCUCGUGCCGCUGGUCACAAUGGACGAGAAUAUGACCAAGGCAGGUGUCGAACCAAACCUCAUCAACACCGGCUUCUUCAACCCCGACAGGGAGUUUGAUCGGCAUCCUUAUGCCGGAAUCCCCUGGACAGAACCCCCUGAGAUUGGUCCCGGGUCAUUCCUUGAUAAGAGGCAGGGAAACCCAUACGACAAACAGCGCGGCGACUAUUGGAACAAGAACUACUACGACGGUCCACAACACACCGUUGAAUUCGGCAAGUUGCAAUGA
This is a messenger RNA of Fusarium fujikuroi IMI 58289, 1599 nucleotides long. RefSeq names its product related to YSP3-subtilisin-like protease III. Gene Ontology annotation, biological process: proteolysis. The transcript has 4 exons. Gene Ontology annotation, molecular function: serine-type endopeptidase activity. The record is from RefSeq and is a predicted model, not a curated record. NCBI's taxonomy places the organism in Eukaryota, Fungi, Ascomycota, Sordariomycetes, Hypocreales, Nectriaceae. The coding region runs from base 1 to 1599 and encodes 532 amino acids.